This is a messenger RNA of Pocillopora damicornis (cauliflower coral), 714 nucleotides long. Its product is annotated as cubilin-like. Lineage: Eukaryota; Metazoa; Cnidaria; Anthozoa; Scleractinia; Pocilloporidae. The record is from RefSeq and is a predicted model, not a curated record.
UCUCUGUUACUCUUUUCAGUGUGCCCGACAGAUAUGAUCCUCAAUGAAACAUCAGGUUCUUUCUCCUCUCCCUUUUAUCCAAGAAACUAUCCAUUCAACCAGACAUGUAGCUGGAAGAUUAUAGGGAAACAAGGAUACCGUGUUGAGCUCACAAUACCAGACUAUAAUCUUCCACGUUGUGAUGGCGCUGAUUGCUCGUGUGAUUAUAUGGAAGUUCAGAACAGCUUCAGUGAUGAAGCGCUGCCUGGAAAACUAUGUGCUGCACCAACGUUAUUUCCUGUAAAAUUUUAUUCACUGCACGAAAGCUUGAGAGUGGUGUUUGUGUCCGAUGAUGCAGACAUGGAUUAUGAAGGAUUUGACGCAACUUACAAGCUGUUGAACUACAGUCCUCCAAUUUGUCCCAAUGAAGCAAUUCCUCUCUCAUGCAGUGGGAAAAUAAGCAGCACAAACUACCCAAAAAGUAACUACACUGCGUCCAGAAAUUGUACCUGGAACAUUACCGCGCCGGCUGACAAAAUUGUAAAGUUUACAUUUACAGACUUUGUCUUAAGCGAGUGUUCAGCCCAUCCUUGUUUGGAUUCUUGUUCUUAUGUGGAGCUUUAUGAUGGUGGGUCCACAACGUCUCGUUCGCUGGGGCGAUUUUGUCAGAGUUCGUCUUGGAAUGAGUCUAAGUUCUCGAGUGGAAAUCAAAUGUUUGUGAUGUUCCAUCCUGGA